AUGGACCUACCAAGUUCACAGACAGUAAUAUUGCAGGAUGCCGAAGGAAAUCCUCAGAUCUGUGAUGGUGUGCCUCUACCGGAGCUUGUCCCAGGGAGUCUCCUAGUAAGAGUAAAAGCUGUCGCACUCAACCCGUGUGACUACAAGAUGGGUGCAACCUUCCCUAGUCCAGGGUCCAUCGUUGGCAACGACUUCGCCGGAACAGUGGUGCGCAUACAUACAGCGACAAAGACACACAUUGGUAUGGGCGACAUCGUCUGCGGCACAGUUCAUGGUUCCAACACAGCAGAACAUACCAACGGCGCCUUCGCACAGUGUGUGCGUGCACCUGCCGACCUAGUGCUCAGAGUACCCAUUGAUCUUCGUAUCGAACAAGCUGCCACCAUAGGGUUGGGCCUUACUACUGCUAUCGUUUCACUGUGGGAAGGAGGCUUGAGGAUAGGAGUUAGCCCAACUGCUCCAGCAGCAACCCCAUUUCCAGUCCUGGUCUACGGAGCUAGCACGUCUACAGGGACGAUGGCACUUCAAUUACUGAGACUAUCAGGCGUCUACCCAGUCGCGACAUGCUCACCUGGAAAUUUCGAUCCUGUCCGCGAUCGAGGAGCUUAUGUUGUCUUCGAUAACGCCAAGGCUGACUUAUCGGAUAGUAUACGAGAAAAUACGGAUGGGGGGCGCGAGUACGCACUCGAUUGCAUUGCCGGUCACCAAUCGGUUGCUUAUUGUUAUGCCUCAAUCUGUCGGUCUGGUGGGCGAUACGCAAGUCUGGAGGCAGGGCCGUAG
This is a messenger RNA of Neoarthrinium moseri, 780 nucleotides long. RefSeq lists its product as uncharacterized. The transcript has a single exon. The record is from RefSeq and is a predicted model, not a curated record. Gene Ontology annotation, molecular function: oxidoreductase activity, acting on NAD(P)H. NCBI's taxonomy places the organism in Eukaryota, Fungi, Ascomycota, Sordariomycetes, Amphisphaeriales, Apiosporaceae. The coding region runs from base 1 to 780 and encodes 259 amino acids.